GGCGGCAGUUGCAGCGGCCCAGCAGUAAAAACCAGCCGAGCAGCGAAUGACUGAAGUCAGCUGAUCUGCAGUCUGCUGUCACGCAUCGCAGCGCUCGUCGUUUCUCUCUCGAGGCAAGACAGUAAACCACCACUUCACAACCAGACGUCAGAAGAAUAAUCCUGUGAAGAUGGACAUGUCCAAGCUGCCCAAGGUCAGAGAUGAGGAGAGAGAGAGCGAGUUUGGAUACGUUCAUGGAGUCUCCGGACCAGUGGUGACGGCUACGGCCAUGGCGGGAGCAGCCAUGUAUGAACUGGUUCGUGUCGGCCACAGUGAGCUGGUGGGAGAAAUUAUCAGGUUGGAGGGAGACAUGGCCACCAUCCAGGUCUACGAGGAGACGUCCGGUGUGUCUGUCGGAGAUCCUGUGCUGCGAACGGGGAAACCUCUCUCCGUGGAGCUGGGCCCAGGAAUCAUGGGAUCCAUCUUUGAUGGUAUCCAGCGACCCCUGAAGGAUAUCAACGACAUCACACAAAGCAUCUACAUCCCAAGAGGAGUAAACAUCGGCGCCCUCAACCGAGACCUCACGUGGGAAUUCACUCCCAGCAAGAGCCUGCGGGUCGGCAGCCACAUCACAGGAGGAGACAUCUACGGCAUGGUGCAUGAGAACUCUCUCAUCAAACACAAGAUCAUGCUGCCUCCCAAAAACAGAGGCACCGUCACCUACGUGGCUCCUCCCGGAAACUACAGCAUUACCGAUGUAGUGAUGGAGCUGGAGUUUGAGGGCGUGAAGGAAAAGUUCACCAUGGUGCAAGUGUGGCCCGUCAGACAAGUGCGGCCCGUCACAGAGAAGCUGCCCGCCAAUCACCCGCUGCUGACCGGACAGAGAGUGCUGGAUGCCCUUUUCCCGUGUGUGCAGGGAGGAACCACAGCCAUCCCAGGAGCUUUUGGCUGUGGUAAGACUGUCAUCUCCCAGUCCCUGUCCAAGUACUCCAACAGUGACGUCAUCAUCUACGUAGGCUGUGGAGAGCGUGGUAACGAGAUGUCAGAAGUACUGCGAGACUUCCCUGAGCUGACCAUGGAGGUGGAUGGAAAGACGGAGAGCAUCAUGAAGAGAACAGCGCUGGUGGCCAACACCUCCAACAUGCCUGUAGCUGCCAGAGAAGCCUCCAUCUACACAGGAAUCACGCUGUCUGAGUACUUCAGAGACAUGGGAUACAAUGUGAGCAUGAUGGCCGACUCCACCUCCCGUUGGGCCGAGGCUCUCAGGGAGAUUUCUGGCCGUCUGGCUGAGAUGCCUGCUGACAGCGGUUAUCCUGCCUACUUGGGCGCCCGUCUCGCCUCCUUCUAUGAACGUGCUGGAAGGGUGAAGUGUCUUGGUAACCCUGAGAGAGAGGGCAGCGUCAGUAUUGUAGGAGCCGUAUCACCUCCUGGUGGUGACUUCUCUGACCCCGUUACUUCAGCCACACUUGGUAUUGUUCAGGUGUUCUGGGGUCUGGAUAAGAAACUGGCUCAGAGGAAACACUUCCCCUCAGUGAACUGGCUCAUCAGCUACAGCAAAUACACUCGUGCCCUUGAUGAAUAUUAUGACAAGCAUUUCGCUGAGUUUGUGCCGCUGCGCACCAAGUCCAAGGAGAUCCUGCAGGAGGAGGAGGACCUGGCUGAGAUCGUGCAGCUCGUCGGAAAGGCAUCGCUGGCAGAAACAGACAAGAUCACCCUGGAAGUGGCCAAACUGAUCAAAGACGACUUCCUGCAGCAGAACGGCUACACUCCUUAUGACAGGUUCUGUCCAUUCUAUAAGACAGUGGGCAUUCUCUCCAACAUGAUCGCUUUCUACGACAUGGCACGGCACGCGGUGGAGACCACAGCUCAGAGCGACAACAAGAUCACCUGGGCCAUGAUCAGGGAGCACAUGGGAGAAAUCCUCUACAGGAUCAGCUCCAUGAAAUUCAAGGACCCGGUGAAGGACGGCGAGGCUAAGAUCAAGGCUGACUACGCGCAGCUGUUGGAGGACAUGCAGAACGCCUUCCGCACGUUGGAGGAAUAGGCUCCGUGCCUCUCACACCUUUCCAGUUUUCAUCUCUGACCCCUCCACUGCAGAAUCACAUUCCACCUCCUCGUAUUCCCCCGAAAUCUGUGUUGCUCCCCUGUGCUCCUUUUGUGAGUGACUGUGUGAGUGCAAUUUCAUGUGGAGGGAAAAGAGAAAGAUGUACUGUAUUCAUUAUUAUUUGUUGCCUCAUAAAGGCCGACUCUGGAUCCUCUGCAUGGUCAUUGAUUGUGUGUAUGUGUGUGUGUGUGUGUGCGUGUGUGUUAAUGUGCGUAUGAAAGAGGGAUCUCUUCGCCCCCGUUUCUUCCUUUCUCUGUUUACAUUUCUGUCUGUAGCUGUGUCGCUCUUCCCGAAGAGGAUUGAUGUAUUGUAAUUCAAAGACCAUCUGUACAGAAGAGUAUUGAAUAUAAAUUUAAUAAGAUCAGUCUAUUUAUUGCCAGCAUUUCAACGUGAAGGCUUUGUUGCUCUUUCUUUUUGUUUUUAUGGUUGUGUUUUCAUGCUGUGCAGUGUUGUGUACUUUGCUGUGUGAAUGUGUAAGAGUCCGGCGAUCAGCCAAAUACUGUCAAAUACUUUCAUCAUGUUACUCCCAAAGAAUUCAAAUGUGGGGGAAAAAAAUAAUAAAGUGUGUCUGCCUGUUUGA
Molecule: messenger RNA, 2663 nt
Organism: Thunnus maccoyii (southern bluefin tuna)
Lineage: Eukaryota; Metazoa; Chordata; Actinopteri; Scombriformes; Scombridae
Gene: atp6v1ab
Product: ATPase H+ transporting V1 subunit Ab
Exons: 15
Coding region: 170-2023 (617 amino acids)
Biological process (GO): ATP metabolic process; proton transmembrane transport
Cellular component (GO): lysosomal membrane; proton-transporting V-type ATPase, V1 domain
Molecular function (GO): ATP hydrolysis activity; ATP binding; proton-transporting ATPase activity, rotational mechanism
Source: RefSeq, a predicted model, not a curated record